CUUCUUUUAAUUUUGAUAAUAAUUCAACAAUGGGUUUUAGCAAUUAAAUUCUAAAUUAAGUUGUUUAUAUUUUUUUCGUUGGUUUGUAUUUUCUAUUUUAACGAUCUUGAAAAAAUUCUGUUUCAACUUCAAGUCGGUUUGGUUGAAUAAAUACAAGGUUUUACAAUUACGAUUACUCUAGCAAUGUGCAGAGUGCAGACAAAUAUCUUAAGAUAUCGUGAUAUUUGUCAUUAAAACUAUUGAAGUAAUCAUUUUGAUUAAAAAAAAAACAUGGGUCGCAGAAGUGGAAAAGCAUCAAAAUUGAAACGCCAUUCGUCUCUUGAUGAUUUAACCGGUAGACCAUAUAGAUUACCCAUUGACCGGAAUCAAAUUCGUCAAGUUGACCAAAUUGAUAAUCCUCAAAAUGGACAUGAAUAUCUUUACAUGGCUAGAAAAAUGGAAGAUAAAUUGCCUCCAGUUAUGACUGCUACUAAUGUUGAACUUCAGCAAUUCAUAAACAAAUUUGAAACCAAUACUCCUACAUAUAUAAUACCUCAACUUGAAUUGCCUUCUAUAAAAAAUAAGAAAUUACUGCCAACUAAAGCCGAAAUAAUGUCAUACAUUGAACAGUAUGAUGAUGCCAGAACCAAAAUUCAGCAUGCCAGAAAAUGUAUUUCUCACCCUGAAAAUAUAUUGCCAGUGUCUAAUUCACCAACAGCUUGGUUCACAUUUUUAUUUGGAAGACAAAUUAAUGCUUCUACUCCAGUGAAUCCUGUUCAUAAUAUUGACAAAACUAUUUAUUUCUUUCAAAGCCACUGUGCCGCUGUUAUUUCUAAUUUUGUUCAAUGGAUUAUGAAAAAAAUAAUAAACACCAGUGAUGUAACUUCUUGGACAUUUUCAGUGUAUGCCAGUAUGGAUAGUGAUCCAUGUGAAACUCUGUUAUCAGAUAUGCGUAUACUUACACAGUUAUUUAUUAAUGCACGGGCAGAAAUUGAAGAUCAUUUGGAUGUUUCUGCUUUACGUUAUAGUUGUUUAAUUAACUUGGUCUCAGAAAAAUUUAAACAACACGAUCUCGGUGAUAUUGUUAACUAUAAAAAUCAUUACUCUGGUAGUAGCAAGGUUAAAAAAUAAAUAUUAAUAUUAAAUACGAUUAAUUGUUUAUUUCUUUACAUUAUAUAGUUUUCAGUAUUAGUUCUACUAUCAUAGAACUUUUACAUUAAUUUUUAACUCAUGUAUGUUCAUAAUAAUGCUUACUAUUUAAACUUAUUAUGAUUUAAGAUUUAUUUUUAUUAAUGUAAAAUAGUUAAAUAAUAUUUAAAUAUUAUUAGAUAAUAAAUAUUAAGUAUAUCAAUACAAAUGUGAACUCUUCAGCCAUAAAAAGUUGUUAUUUUUGUUAUGUACUGAAAUUUGAUAUAAAAAUGUAUAAUAAAGCUACUAUUUUAUACAACUAUGUUCAUUGUAACUAUACAGGGAUGUAGUAUGUACUACAAAUAGUUCAUUUUUUGAUAUUAAUCUAUAUGUAUACUAUUCAAAAAUGUCUCCAUAUAAUUUUUUUUCUUAUCAAUAUUAUCAUAUAAUAUUUUGAAACAUUAUUACUAUAUUAGAAAGUCUCAUAUUACAUUUAUUUUAAUUUAUGUUUUUUUUGUUUUUAUUAACUCAAAAUAAAAUAAUUUAAAUUUGUAUUUUUGUGAUUAUUAAGUGUCUAAAAUAACCAAACUGUUGAAUAUUCAUGCUAAAUGCUUAAAAACUAAAUCAGUAAUAUCCGUUAAAUAAUAAAAUAGUUCUUAAUGUCUAAGGUUUUUAUUGAAGAAAGUGAAUGAUGUGUAGAACAAAAAAGUAUAAACAAAUAAUUCAAAUCUAGUAUUAUUAAAAAUGAUAAUUGUUUAUAAUAUUAUGAAACAAUUAAAUUACACUGUAUGCAAAUUUAAAA
This is a messenger RNA of Aphis gossypii (cotton aphid), 1909 nucleotides long. RefSeq lists its product as uncharacterized. The transcript is spliced from 7 exons. NCBI's taxonomy places the organism in Eukaryota, Metazoa, Arthropoda, Insecta, Hemiptera, Aphididae. The record is from RefSeq and is a predicted model, not a curated record. The coding region runs from base 271 to 1110 and encodes 279 amino acids. Gene Ontology annotation, biological process: spliceosomal snRNP assembly.